UGUGCUACUCCACACUCCAAAGCAGACACCAGCACCACAGGCGUCUGCGUCUACGACUCCAGAGCAGGCAUAUCGUUGCCAAGAUGGACCGUGCAGCAAUCACCACGAUGCCACGGAAGCUGGUGGUGCUGUACCCGUCGCCGGGCAUGGGCCACCUGGUCUCGAUGAUCGAACUGGGUAAGAUCAUCGCCGCCCGCGGCCUCGCCGUCACCAUCGUCGUCAUCGAUCUACCGCACAACACCGGGGCAAGCGCAACAGGGCCCUUCCUCGCCGGGGUCUCCGCGGCCAACCCCACCAUCUCCUUCCACCGUCUCCCGCAAGUCGAUCUCCCGCCCGUAAAAUCCAGCCACCUAGAGACAUUGACCUUCGAGGUCGCCCGCGUCUCAAACCCUCACCUGCGUGAUUUCCUUGCUGCCACCUCCCCUGCCGUUCUCGUCGCAGACUUCUUCUGUAAUGUCGCACGCGGCUUUGCCUCGGAGCUCGGCAUUCCCAUCUACUUCUUCUUCACCUCCGGCGCUGAGGUCCUGGCUCUCUACUUGCAUCUCCCGGUCCUGCACGCUCAGAUUACCGCCAACUUCCAGGACAUGGGUGAUGAGCUCGUGCACGUUCCCGGAAUCCCCUCGUUUCCGGCGACAGACUCCAUGCGGCCAAUCAUGGACCGUGAUGACAUAGCAUACACGAAGUUCGUGAGUGUGUGCAGCGACCUGUGCCUGUCCCAGGGCAUCCUCGUCAACACCUUCCGCUCGCUCGAGCCGCGGGCCGUGGAGACCAUCCUCGCCGGGCUCUGCUCGCCUUCCGGACUUCCGACCCCGCCAGUCUACUGCAUUGGGCCGCUGAUAAAGAUGCAGGAGGUGGGCACCAAGUGCGGCGACGAGUGCAUCGCGUGGCUGGAUGCCCAACCCAAGGACAGCGUGGUGUUCCUCUGCUUCGGCAGCCUCGGUCGGUUUAGCGCCAAGCAGAUCAAGGAGGUGGCGGCCGGGCUAGAGGCAAGCCGGCAGCGUUUCCUUUGGGUCAUAAAGAGCCCGCCCAGCGAUGACCCGACGAAGAAGUUCGACGGGCCAUCGGAGCCGGACCUCGACGCCCUACUCCCGGAGGGCUUCCUGGACCGUACCAAGGAGACAGGCCUGGUCGUGAAGUCAUGGGCACCUCAGCGCGAUGUGCUUAUGCACACAGCGGUGGCCUUGUUCGUGACGCACUGUGGAUGGAACUCCGUGCUGGAGUCGGUCAUGGCGGGUGUGCCGAUGCUAGCGUGGCCAUUGUACGCAGAGCAGCGGGUGAACAAGGUGUUCCUGGAGAAGGAGCUUGGGCUAGCUUUGGCGAUCGAAGGGUACGACAAGGAGGUGGUGGAGGCCGAGGAGAUGGCAGCAAAGGUGAAGUGGAUGAUGGACUCUGACGGCGGGAGGGUGAUCCGUGAGCGGACGCAGGCGGCCAUGCGUCAGGCGAAUGAGGCGAUGCGUGAGGGCGGGGAGUCUGAGGCGACGCUGGCGUCGCUGGUUGACGCGUGGGUACUUGCUUGACGUUGGCUAGAUCAGUCAAGAAGGGAUCCGGUGAUGCACGUGUAGCGUGGUUGUGUGGGGGAGUAUUAAGUUGUUGCGAAAAUAAACAAGUAGUAGUACUACCGUUGAGGUUGGUUGUGUUUUUUUUUCCUUUUUACCAAUUUCAGUUUCAUUUGUAAUCUACUUGUAUCUUACAUUUGGAAGCAAAUAAAAUAGAAUAACCGUUUUACAA
Molecule: messenger RNA, 1728 nt
Organism: Triticum aestivum (bread wheat)
Lineage: Eukaryota; Viridiplantae; Streptophyta; Magnoliopsida; Poales; Poaceae
Product: UDP-glycosyltransferase 88B1
Exons: 1
Coding region: 84-1517 (477 amino acids)
Molecular function (GO): UDP-glucosyltransferase activity
Source: RefSeq, a predicted model, not a curated record